GCGAAAGUACAGCCAGCAUCAAGCACCAAGCAUACCACCCAUGGUCUGGAAGUCAACAUGUCCCGCUACGAUAAACUCCCCGACUCCAAGAGGACUUUAACCCCGACAAUGGCGAAGACUCCAACACGAUGAUCAACAUCCCCUCCUCUUCAUCAUCCUCAUCCUCCUCCGCCUCACCCGACCCAACUGUCACCAACCAAACCACCACCAAAUCCAAUAAAACCAGCCUCCACAUCCCCGUCCCCGACCUCUUCACGGCCUCCGCCCUCCGCUCCCUAACCACCUCCCCCUUCUCUGAGCACGAACUCCUCUCUCCCUCAUUUCAGCACAUCCGUCGGACCCUCUCCCGCUCCCCGUCACCCUCAAGGUCCUUCCGCCAUGACCCUGGCCCAUUGUCGAACACCUCGUCCCUCAGAUUCCGAGCAAGGAACUUCCUCCACCGCAACCGCCCCCUCUUUCAAGUAGCCAUAGCACAAUUGUUCGGUGCAUUGAUGAACCUCUCUGCUCGGCUUCUCGAACUAUCUGGAGAAGGCGAAAAAGAAGGAGGAAUGCACCCCUUCCAAAUCCUCUUCGCCCGAAUGUUCCUCACCUCCCUUCUCUCGCUUCUCUACAUGCACUGGAAGAAAAUCGAAUCUGCGCCGUGGGGGAGGAGGGAGGUGCGGUGGUUGUUGGUUUUGAGGGGUGUUACUGGGUUUUUCGGCAUCUUCCCCCUCUGGUACUCCAUGCUCUACCUCCCUAUCGCCGAAGCAACAGUCAUCACCUUUCUCGCCCCUUCCCUCUCAGGCUACCUCUCCCACCUCCUCCUCAAAGACCCUUUUACGAAGAAAGAGCAGAUAGCUAGCUUUGUAGCUUUGGCUGGCGUCGUUCUAAUCGCUCGCCCUGUUUCGUUCUUCUCCUCUACACCCACCAGCAACCGUCUCGCCCUCCUUUGGCUCCAAUCCAAACAACAUUACCUCCGCGUUUCUCACAUUAACCAACCUCACACACACACCAUCUGCCACUGUUUCCGCACCUCCCUCGGUCGCAACCACCAUUGCAACUACCAGCAUCCCUGAUUCCACCGGUAUCCUCGACGUAUCCCCCUCCCUCCGCCUCCUAGGCAUAGCCUCAGCCCUCCUCAGCGUCCUCGGCCCUUCCACGCACCCCUUGAUAUCCGUCAACUAUUUCGGUCUCUCGUGCACCCUCGUCUCCC
Neurospora tetraspora is the source of this 1192-nucleotide messenger RNA. RefSeq names its product EamA-like transporter family-domain-containing protein. Gene Ontology annotation, cellular component: membrane. The record is from RefSeq and is a predicted model, not a curated record. Lineage: Eukaryota; Fungi; Ascomycota; Sordariomycetes; Sordariales; Sordariaceae. The transcript has 2 exons. The coding region runs from base 129 to 1055 and encodes 308 amino acids.